CCUUCUUUUUUGUUUACCUGUUAAAGUUUUUCUUCUACUUAUGGCUUUUUAUUACUUUUCUCUCUCUGUUUUCUCUUCAUUGCUCUUCUCUGGCUACAGCUACAGUUAUUUUGUUCUAUUAUAAUUCCAGAAUUGAGCUCAUAGAAAAUAUAUAUAUAUAUAUGUACACGUGGACACCAAAUUUCUACAUGAAAAAUCAGUCUCUCUAGGUAUUUCAUUACACUUGGAAAAAAACCCACGUGUGCAUGCAGUGUUUCAAAUAGAUAUCGAGUCUCAAAAAAAAAAAAAUAAUAAAUAAAUAAGAAAAAAAUGUUCAACGGAGCAAACCCAGCUCCGGGUUACUACCAGUGCUUGACCAACCAGAAACAACAAUUUUCCGGUAUCGCUUCGGAGGAACAUAAUGAUCGUUGUAUGGACGAAGCAAUAUACGGCUCAGAUGAAUUCCGUAUGUAUGCUUACAAGAUCAAACGGUGCCCCAGAGCUCGAAGCCAUGACUGGACUGAGUGCCCAUACGCCCACAAGGGCGAGAAGGCACAGCGCCGUGAUCCCAGAAAAUACAAUUACUGCGCCGUCGUAUGCCCGGCGUACCGGACGGGGUAUUGCCACAAGGGCGAGCUCUGCGAGUUCGCACACGGCGUCUUCGAGUACUGGCUCCACCCUGCUAGGUACAGAACGCGCGCAUGCAAUGCCGGAAUGCUCUGCCAACGUAAGGUGUGUUUCUUCGCUCAUUCGCCCGACCAGCUCCGGCCGGAGAUCAAGUUCAAGAACUAUUGUCGGAAUCAUCAUAUGGUGGUUGACGGGUUGAGCAACCAAGGGAUUGUUGUUAAUAGGAUUCCGACGAUGGUGAUGACGACCAUCAGCAGUGGCGCUGGAGCCACGUCAUCGCAUCAGCAGCCUCAGCUGCCGCAGCUGCAGCAGGAGGAGAUGAAGAUUAUUAGAGAUGAUGAUGAUGAUGAUGGUGAUGACUCUUUCGACAAGUUCGCUGAAUUCUUGAAGACUUUAAAGGCUUUGAAGAUAUCGGAGGAUGAUGAAGAGGAAAAGAAAUCUGAGACUUCGGAUUUGGAAUUGCCACAUAUCAAAUGGAUUUCGGAGUUGGUGCAGUAAAUUAAAAGAGAAAGAGGGUGAGAUCAGCAAAAUAUGUAAAUUUAAAGAUGAUGAAGAAGAAGAAGAAGAUCGUGUGUGGAUGAAGUAAAUAGGGCUUUUUUAAACUUUUUUCCGUUUCAUGUAAAGCAGAUUUAAUUAAUGUCUUUUUAAAUUUUUUUUCUUCCUUGUUAUUAUAAUGUAUGUAUUUAGUGGUUUUAGGUUGCUGUGUUUUGUAACCUUUUUUUCGGGUCUUGGCUACAAAAUCAAUCCAUCACUAUCACCAUAUAUAGAAUUUUCCUAUGUUUUUCUUUUCUACUAA
Messenger RNA from Ziziphus jujuba (common jujube), 1402 nucleotides. Its product is annotated as zinc finger CCCH domain-containing protein 54. The record is from RefSeq and is a predicted model, not a curated record. Lineage: Eukaryota; Viridiplantae; Streptophyta; Magnoliopsida; Rosales; Rhamnaceae. Gene Ontology annotation, molecular function: metal ion binding. Bases 310 to 1104 code for a protein of 264 amino acids. The transcript has a single exon.